GGUCAAGAUUUUAGUUUAGAUCCGUUUAGCUGUGUGAUUUAGAAAGAUUUGGAUUUAGAGGGGUUUCCGCCUCAGCCCUGCGCAUUAAGCACCGGAUCAGCAGAUAAGUUAUGAGUGAGUCUCGCCGCGGACUCGCUGACCGGUAGCUCCCCCUACAUGCAGACACUUAGCCCAGAUUCUGACUAGUAGCCUCCCUGCUCUCAAGAACAUUUUGGAGAGAUUUUUGUUUUCGCGUGGGGCUGUUUACGUAGGAGUGUUUCGUUGCGGCAUCAAACACAAACACAUGUUGUUCACGAAUCCUCCAUCACGAGACAGUAUCAACAUGGACUUAGCGUAUGCAAUGCACAGUAUACACUCAUUUGACGUUACACCAUCAUUGUUUUUCCAUUCGCACAUGCACUUUCUUUUUUGAUUGUUUUUUCCAUUCCACACAAGACGAGACUUACUUUUUUUGUUGACUUCUGGCCACCUGUACUAACGUAUCGACAUUGACUGACUGGCUUCUGAAUAACGAUUCCGACGAUCACGUGAUCACGCUUCACCUUUUACAUGAAUUAAUGUUUUUUUCCGACUGGCAAUGAAAGUUGAGUCUGCCCUGGCGGCAGGCGCAGGCAAUCGCAAGCAUGCAUUGUUGGAAGCCGUCCUUUCUUCUUGCUACUAAGCGAUUCUCGCUAGCUAGCACGGGUGAUCG
Amoebophrya sp. A25 is the source of this 691-nucleotide messenger RNA. The record is from the annotation of a GenBank genome assembly. Lineage: Eukaryota; Dinophyceae; Syndiniales; Amoebophryaceae.